Cetraspora pellucida is the source of this 1155-nucleotide messenger RNA. The record is from the annotation of a GenBank genome assembly. NCBI's taxonomy places the organism in Eukaryota, Fungi, Glomeromycota, Glomeromycetes, Diversisporales, Gigasporaceae.
AUGUCUGAAAACAUAAAUUUACAAAAUAUCAAAAUUGUUAAUAAAACAACAGAAAGAUAUAACUAUCCUGUUGUAUUUUAUCUUUGUGGAUCUUCUGAAAGUGGAAAAUCUAAAUUCGUUACUGAAUUAUUUGGUGAUAAAUUAUACUACAAACCAAAAAAAGCAAAAUUAGAACCUGACUAUUGGACUGGUUACAAUGGACAAGAAUUUGUAUUAUUUGAUGAAUAUAAUACAAAAAUUUAUUGGACGUCUCUUGUUUAUCUUUUAAAUGAUGAAAAAACUUUUAUAGAAAUUAAUCCUAAUGAAUCGAUUUCAUUUCUUACAAAAUAUAUUUUUAUUACAGAUAAUGAAUUACUUGAUAGAAGAAAUUAUACUGGUCAAUUUUUAUAUACUCAUUUAAAUUAUAUCAUUGAAUUUACUGGUGAAUGGAAUGAUAAUAUAAAAAGAAGAACAACAAAAAUGAUAUUUCACAAAGUACAUAAUAAAAAUAUCGAUGGUCAUAUUGUGAUGAAUAAUAGAAAAGUUUAUUUCCGACAAGAUUUUCCAGAUUAUAUGAAAAAAUAUCUUUUAGAUUUUCCUAAUUCAAAAUCAUUGUUUGAAUACAAAAAUAAAGAAGAACAAAAGGAAUUUUUGAAAUCAAUUAUUAUUAAAUUAGAAAAUUAUAGUGACUUACAAAAAAUGUGUUUUUUUGAAAAAAAUGAUGAAAUAUUAAAUCUUGAUGAUUUUUAUUAUGAACAAGAUGGUAAUUCAUGUUCACCACGAAUUACUAUGACUAUUAAAGAAAGAAAAUGGUUUUUAAUCGAUAAUGAUUUGACUUAUAAUUUUUAUUAUAAAAAUCAAAAAUUUUUAAAAUUGAAACCACGUCAAUAUGAAAUUAGUCACUGUGGAAUAAAUAGAACUAAUAAUUAUAUUUUUUUCAUGUGUGAAAAUAAGAAAAUACAAAAUAUUCCAAAUUCAUAUACAUGUGAAUUCAACAGAAAAUCUUUAGAGAAAAAAAUUGUUAAUGGAAUUGAAUGUUUUGAAAUAAUUGAUACUGGUGUAUAUAUUAUCUAUAGAGAUUCUACAGUUUAUGAUAGAUUAAUUAUUGCUGAAAUUCGAACUUAUUAUCACAAUGAAGAUGAUGAUAUUGAAAAUUUUACUAUUUCAUAUAUUUAA